Procambarus clarkii (red swamp crayfish) is the source of this 1206-nucleotide messenger RNA. RefSeq lists its product as uncharacterized. Lineage: Eukaryota; Metazoa; Arthropoda; Malacostraca; Decapoda; Cambaridae. The record is from RefSeq and is a predicted model, not a curated record.
GUACCUCGCUCUAUCACAUAAGCCUCAAGCCAAGAUAUAAAGAAUAAACAGCAAAACAAUACAGCGAAUGAUAUCGCGCAGGAUAUGCCAUCCGGUCGCUCCGUGAUAUCAAGGAUCAGGGCAGCGAUACCAGACGUCUUUCACCAUCACUACAGGCAAGAGGCCCCCUCAGUCUUCACCAUCACUACAGGCAAGAGGCCCCCCCAGUUUUCACCAUCACUACAGGCAAGAGGCCUGUAGGCUCCCCAGUCAACCGCCCAGGAUGGUACUUAACCUGCGAGUCAGCGUGUGUGUGGUAGCGAGUGUGGUACUGGCAGUUGGCGCCAGUAGUAAGGAUGACGAUCCCAAACCCUGUGUGCGUCCCGACCUGAAUAAGUACUGUGGUUGUGCUUCUGGUACUCCCUACACGAAGGUCCAGUGCUCAUGUCGCGAUGGAGAGCCACUGUACCUGUCAGAAAACGAGGCCGACAAUCUGCCUUAUGUGCCGAUUCAACUGGAAAUUCGUGGGUGCUCCAGCGUCACGCUGGGGCCUAAGUUGCUUACCCCUACAAUUAUUAGGGUCCUGGCUCUCACCAACAUCACCAACCUGACGAUUGACACCGACAGCCUCGAGCUCUUCGAAUCCAUCAGUGUGAUCAUUGACAGCAUAGGGAACCUCACGUUGAUGCCUCGAGCUGUUACCAUCGAACCUUUCGACGGCAUAACACGCAGUUUUAAUUUAAAUGUGACCAACUCCUCCUUCUCUCACCUGCCUGAGGAUGCCAUUGUCUACAAUAACACAGAUAAUCUUGAGAUAUAUGCGGCUAAUAACUUAAGUCCGUGUAAGUGUGAAAAUGUAGCCUGGCUCACCACCAAGAACUAUGACAAGAAACAGGAGGAGGUUGCUCAUUCGAUCACUUGCCCAGAAGGAUUACACCUUGACCAGCUGAGCAGCACCUGCGGCGGAGCAAACAGCGUCCUCUGGGCCAUGACGACACUAGCUGGGAGCCUAAUGUUGUUGAGCUACGUUUACCUUGGCUCUUCCUGUCUACUGUAAAACUUUUAACAUGUUCUCUCAAACUUCCCAUAGCACUGACAACCCAAUACUCACCUAUUUGUGCUUGCGGGGGAUGAGCUUUGUCUCUUUGGUCCCGCCUCUCAACUGGUGUACAGAUUCCUGAGCCUACUGGGCUCUAUCAUAUCUACAUUUGAAACUGUGUAUGGAGU